Pistacia vera is the source of this 1807-nucleotide messenger RNA. Its product is annotated as cytochrome P450 78A9-like. Gene Ontology annotation, molecular function: monooxygenase activity; oxidoreductase activity, acting on paired donors, with incorporation or reduction of molecular oxygen; heme binding. Bases 49 to 1647 code for a protein of 532 amino acids. The record is from RefSeq and is a predicted model, not a curated record. The transcript has 2 exons. NCBI's taxonomy places the organism in Eukaryota, Viridiplantae, Streptophyta, Magnoliopsida, Sapindales, Anacardiaceae.
UUUUUCAAAACUUGUGUACUAUCACUUAAUUCUCAUUCUCAACCAACCAUGACAACCGACAUAGAGAGCCUCUGGGUCUUUGCUCUUGCCUCCAAAUGCAGAGCUUUCACUCAAGAAAACUUUGCAUGCUCACUUUUGAUCAUGUUUUUAGCUUGGUUAGCCAUGGCCCUCUUCUACUGGGUUCACUCUGGUGGUCCAGCUUGGGGAAAAUAUAGGUUUAAAAGAGGUUCAUCUUUUGGUACGGCCAAGUCAAUUCCUGGUCCUAGAGGAUUGCCUGUAAUUGGCAGCAUGCACCUCAUGAUGUCACUGGCACACCACCGAAUUGCUGCUGUAGCUGAAGCAUGCAAGGCUAAGCGGCUCAUGGCCUUUAGUCUGGGUGAUACUCGCGUAAUAGUAACGUGUAAUCCAGAUGUAGCAAAAGAAAUACUCAACAGUUCAGUGUUUGCUGAUCGUCCUGUGAAAGAGUCUGCUUAUAGUUUAAUGUUCAAUAGAGCAAUUGGGUUCGCUCCUUAUGGUGUGUACUGGAGAACCUUAAGGAGAAUCGCUGCUACUCACUUUUUCUGCCCAAAACAAAUCAAAGGAGCUGAGAUUCAGAGACGUGUAAUAGCUUCUCAGAUGGUUACCGUGUUUGGUGAACAGAAACAAGGUUGUUUUUGCGUACGUGAAGUACUUAAACGAGCUUCACUAAGCAAUAUGAUGUGUUCAGUUUUUGGACGAGAAUAUGAAUUAAAUUCGUUGAAUAACGAAGUGAAACAACUACGAGAAUUAGUAGAUGAAGGGUACGAGUUACUAGGCACUCUAAAUUGGACCGACCACCUUCCUUGGUUAGCUGAUUUUGACCCUCAAAAAAUCCGGUUUAGAUGCUCAAAACUUGUACCCAAAGUGAACCGGUUCGUUAGCCGAAUUAUUGCUGAACACAGAGCUCAAAAAAGCCAAAACAACCUGGAUUUUGUCGAUGUUUUACUGUGUCUUCAAGGCUCAGAUAAAUUGUCAGACUCCGAUAUGAUCGCCGUUCUUUGGGAAAUGAUAUUUAGAGGCACCGAUACAGUGGCGGUUUUGAUCGAGUGGAUAUUAGCAAGGAUGGUGCUUCAUCCUGAUGUUCAAUCAAGGGUGCAUGAUGAGCUUGACAAGGUCGUUGGCAGAUCACGUGCAGUUUCCGAAUCUGAUAUUGGUGAGUUAAAUUAUCUAACGGCUGUGAUUAAGGAAGUAUUGAGGUUACAUCCUCCUGGGCCACUUCUCUCGUGGGCCCGUUUGGCCAUUACUGAUACAACUAUCGAUGGGUAUCACGUGCCUGAAGGGACCACAGCAAUGGUGAACAUGUGGGCCAUAUCUAGGGACCCACACGUGUGGAUGGACCCUCUUGAAUUUAUGCCUGAUAGAUUUGUGGCUAAAGAGGGUGAGGUGGAAUUUUCUGUUCUGGGAUCAGAUCUAAGGCUGGCUCCUUUCGGGUCAGGUAGACGGGUUUGCCCUGGAAAGAACCUGGGAAUGACUACGGUAAGCUUCUGGGUAGCGUCAUUAUUGCAGGAAUAUGAAUGGUUAGCUUUUGAUGAGAAAAGUGUUGACCUAUCAGAGGUACUAAGGCUUUCUUGUGAGAUGGCGAAUCCUUUAACAGUUAAGGUGCGCCCAAGGCGUAAUAUGGAAACCUAAAAACGACGUAGUAGUUUGUUUGUGCCGUUUAUGCAAUAUUAUUAAAUAUUCAUGUUUGUCUCUGGUCUGUCUCUCCUUCGGGGGUCACUGGGUCAGGCUUUUUAUUCUUAUAGUUGAACUUGAGUUUUAAGGUGUCUCUUGAAUGCUGUAAAUACCAUCA